Molecule: messenger RNA, 1923 nt
Organism: Zasmidium cellare ATCC 36951
Lineage: Eukaryota; Fungi; Ascomycota; Dothideomycetes; Mycosphaerellales; Mycosphaerellaceae
Exons: 1
Coding region: 1-1923 (640 amino acids)
Biological process (GO): TORC1 signaling; cellular response to amino acid starvation; negative regulation of TORC1 signaling
Cellular component (GO): GATOR1 complex
Source: RefSeq, a predicted model, not a curated record
AUGGCCCCCUCAGCUCUGACCGCAGUGCUCCUCAUCACACGCACCCGUCCCGGCCCCAAGCUGGUCUACCACUAUCCAGAAAUACCCGACAUCAAAUUGCAGACGCAUCACGAUCAAGAUUCUGAUGACUCCGAAACCGAGACCGAUGAGCCUGCGGAUAAGCACGGCAGGAACUCACGAAAUGGACCAGCUGUCAGUGGAAACACCGUCAGCAACGGCAAGCUCACGUCGGGAUCAGAGACGGUUCUUGGCCAUUCGGUAGAGACGUUGGAGAAGCUGCUAUCGCCUGGGAGGUGGUGUGAUCAGAAGAAGUUUGAGAUCUGUGUGAAUGGUUUGACAUUCCUCGGCCAUCCGGUCUAUGCUCUAGCAGAUGGCGAGUGGACGGAGAGGCCGGCAGAGAAUGCCGAAACUGCUGCAGCGAAGUUGAAGAAGCCUGGUCUGAAGGAUCACCAGAAGUAUGGAGAGUACCACAUGUAUCUUGAUCCAGGGAGUCUGGCGACCACGCCUCUUGCCGGGACUGGAGCGAUCAAAUCGGAGCAUGACUUCACACAUAUCCCAGAAAGUCUGGAUUCUCAGAAAGGACUAGCCACGUCGAUGGAAAGUGGCUCGACAGGUUCAGCUCCGGCUUCUGAACAAAUGGCAAUGUUUCAUGUUGUGUUUGCGAUGCGUCCUCAGGGAGCAGAUGGCCAGCGAGAGGUUCCAGCAAUGCAUGACGAGGUUGCGAAGACGCUGAGCAGGGCACUGCAUUACUGCCAGAAGCAGAGCAACUAUGUCUCGAAUGAGAGUAGGAGACUGCUUGCUUUGCGGGCCAAGGCCAGGCAAUCGCAAGACUCGAUGCAGGGGCUCUGGAAACAGAUGAUUGAGACGAGCGAAUUGGCGUGGGCGUUGGAAGAAGUGUAUGAAUGCAUAUCCAAUGGUGAAGUGGCAGGCAUCAGACUCAAUGGCAUGGAGAUGUCACUGCACAUCACCCGCCCUGAAAAGCAAGAGAAUAUACUGGAUCCCGAGCCGCUGUCUGCUCUCCUCCUCCUCGAAAGCAAAGAGACACUCCUAAACCAACUCUCCCACCCCGACGCAUCGCCCCUCGCACACUUCAUCCGCGAAAUGACACCCACCAAGAACCUCCAAAAACACGCCACCAACCUCGGCAUGCCCAUCAACGACAUCCUCUACCUCGCCCGCCACCUCAUCAAAUGGCGCAAAGCCCGAGUCAUCAUGCCCCUCCACCAACGCAACAUCUACGUCGUCAGCCCCAACGCCCCAUUAGAAAACCUCGCCCACCUCCGAGACUCCUACAUCAAGCUCUUCCCAACCCUCCCGAGCCUCCCCAACAUGCUCAAAGUCCUCUCCGGCAAACCGAUCAAAUACGGCCUCAUGAUUCCCUCCCGAGAUCACCGCGGAGCUUUCAUGGAGAUCCUCUCCUUCCUCGCAAGACACGACCUCGUCGUGCAACUCAAAACCUCCGGCUGGCUACGUCUCCCUAAACACCUCCCAAAUACCUCCCACCACCCCUCCCGCCUGGACUCGACGAACAAGAGACCCACCUCCGCCCGCGGUCUCCUCUCGCCUCGCCUCCGCGCUACCGAGGACGACACCCUCAGCAUCCACUCCGACAAAACCACCAUCGCCGCGCCCACCAGCAUCAAAACCCCCUCCAACCCACCCCCUCAAAACGACGACAACAACCUCCUCAUCACGCAUCCCACGCACCCCACACCAGAACAAAGCACCCUCCUCGCCCACCUCCCCUUCGAACUAAGCAACGUCGAGUUCCGCGAGAAUUUCUCUCUGAUCCUACCGCAUCUCGAUGGCGAGCAUGCUUUCGAGGAGAUUGCUGCGAGGGUGGGGGUGAAGAGGGGGAAGGUGGAGGAGUGGUUGCUUGAGUUGGAGAAGAAGGGGUGGUUGGUGAGUGUGAGGUGGGUGUGA